CUCGAACAGCAAGAGACCUAUUUCAUCCUACAGAAAUCGAAGAUCAACCUCUUCCUCAGAAAUCGAACCUGUUUCAUCCUACAGAACUCGAAGAUCGACCUCUUCGUGAGCCACUUUUAUACAUUUCUGAUGCCUAAACGGAAGGCGAAAAGGGCUACUAAACAGUCUAAUUCAUCUCAUGUGGAUGAUACUCGGUGUGAUGUUGCUACAAAUGGAGCUCCAGAAGAAAAUGCAUUCAUUGACCAAGAAGUUGAACGCCAGACUGCUGCGAUCAGGGCGAUUCGUGAUAUGGAGAUUGAAAGAUUACUAACUGCUCUGCACUUGCUAAAAUCCAAUAUGAGCAAGGAACAGCUACAGACUCCGUUGCUUCAAUUUUUUGAGAAAAAUCUUCCAAACCUAACUGUGUCAAGAGCUGGGGAAGAUGGACGGAUUGUAGUUAAACGGAAGGAUAAGGAUGGUGACUUAUCCAUGAACACUGCUGAUGGUGGAAAUGCUAUCUCUUCAUUUCUACAACAUAUGUCUAUGGCUUAUCCUGACUGCUCUACUGCAAUGCCAUCUAUUGGUGGCUUUGAGUUUUCAAGUAGAGCUGGUAAAACAAGCUUCAUUGGUGCUGAAAAUCUUCAGAUCAAGGAUUUUGUUCUAGAGGAGCCAUCUGACACUCAUAUUCUUGGCAUAGAAGAUCCUCUGCAAACUCCUGGGGUGACUAGCCAGAGAUUGUCUGUUGGCAUGACACCUAAAACUUUAAGGCUUCCGAAACAGGGUGAGAUGCUUCUGUCGGUUCAUGGUUCACCCCUUGGUGUUUUCAAAGAAAACAACAUGGACGCCAUACAUGAGAUAGAGGAAGAAUGAGUCGUUUCCUACAAAACAAUACUGAUAUCUGGAAUCUACUUCAGUUCUAUUUCUAAGCGGUAUAGCUUUGCAUCUAGUUGUUUUUCUACAGUCGCUUCUGAAGAAAUUGCCUUAAUGCAAUUCAUUGUAUUAAAAGUGUAUGUUGCAAAUUGCUUUCUCAAGAUUGAGCUUCCAACUUUGUGUUAUCAGGAUACUUGCUUGAGCAGUUGCUUCUUUUCAUUGUCAUGCAGAAAAAGUAUAAGAUUUUCUU
Molecule: messenger RNA, 1099 nt
Organism: Cynara cardunculus var. scolymus (artichoke)
Lineage: Eukaryota; Viridiplantae; Streptophyta; Magnoliopsida; Asterales; Asteraceae
Exons: 8
Coding region: 130-849 (239 amino acids)
Source: RefSeq, a predicted model, not a curated record